AGUACCUACAGGUUCUACUCCUUCUAGCAGCAUGAUGUCGAAUUGCCAAGUGAUUUAUUGGUUGGUUUUGGCUUCGGCUUGUCUCAUCAACGCCAAUAGCGUCGCCGACCGCUCUGAUGCAGAUGAUGAAGGGGUCGACGAAAUUAUUGGUGGUACAACCGUUGCCAGGGGGCAGCAUCAAUACAUGGCUUAUUUGAGGAGUUUCUACGCUUCCUGGCCACCAGGGUCGUAUGGAGGGUGUGGAGGUACAGUGAUUACCAACCGAUACAUUCUAACUGCAGCUCACUGCGUUCAAGACCAUAAAACCGGUGAAAUAGCCAACAAAGUGGAAGUCCGUCUGAAAGUCUACACCAUCAGACCGAUGGACUCGGGUGCGAAACUGAUCACCGUGACCGGAUCAGAUAUCAAACCUCACCCCCUAUUUUAUAGAAACGGAGUGCCCAACUCUAUCUAUGACAUUGCCCUCAUCAAACUGACCGCCGAUCUCCCGACGUCUGACUAUUACCUGAUCGGGAACCUCUACAUGCCGGGAGUGGACCAGACCUAUGUGACAGCUGUUGGAUGGGGAUAUACCAGCAGUACUGGUCCUGGUUCAUCAACGCUGAAGCAAGUUAGCUUCCGGAUCGGAACCAAUGACGAAUGUAAAAACUUUUGGGGCGUUAGAUACAACCACGAAUUUCAACUGUGUGGUGUUGUUCCGGGCAAAUCUGUUUGCAGUGGAGACAGCGGCGGUCCCAUCGUUCGAUACAGCAGCGCCUAUCAAACGUACAGCCAGGUUGGAAUCAGCAGUUUCGUACCGACCUCCAAUGGACAAGCUGCUUGCGAAAUGGGUUAUGCAGUUUUCACCCGACCCUCCGCUCAUCUUGGCUGGAUUAACGCAAAUAGCUGCGGCGAGGGUGGAUUUUGCCCUCCCUUACUCUACGCUUGAGCGAAGCCACUCCGCUGUCGACACAAUUUCCCUAUCUUGGUAUAAUAAUCCGUAAAAAAAAACCUUAUUUAGCUACAUUUUUCGUUAUUUUACAGUAAUUUGGUUUUGGCAAUAUACAUUUCUGCAGAGCAACUCGUUUCAUUUGUCCGUAUCAUAUUUACUCUGUUGAUGAUAUCGGCCGGUUCUAAUUCGGUUCAGCAUUUAUCGAAAUGUAUACAUGUGGAUUCACAAAAACAGUUGUUAUCAGUCCGAUGGAUGCCUUUUAUAUGGGGUGCCGUUUUUCCCUUUAUACAACAUAUCUAUCGUUUAAUUUAUUUCAACUCCGUGUCAUCAUUAAACAUAUAAAUUUGCAUUGAUAUAUUAUUAAACCUACCAAUUCAUACUUUGA
Messenger RNA from Daphnia pulicaria, 1316 nucleotides. RefSeq names its product mast cell protease 4-like. The record is from RefSeq and is a predicted model, not a curated record. Bases 32 to 928 code for a protein of 298 amino acids. Gene Ontology annotation, biological process: proteolysis. The transcript is spliced from 8 exons. Lineage: Eukaryota; Metazoa; Arthropoda; Branchiopoda; Diplostraca; Daphniidae. Gene Ontology annotation, molecular function: serine-type endopeptidase activity.